Messenger RNA from Hipposideros armiger (great roundleaf bat), 2666 nucleotides. RefSeq names its product CD200 receptor 1 (gene CD200R1). The record is from RefSeq and is a predicted model, not a curated record. Lineage: Eukaryota; Metazoa; Chordata; Mammalia; Chiroptera; Hipposideridae. Gene Ontology annotation, biological process: regulation of neuroinflammatory response. Gene Ontology annotation, cellular component: external side of plasma membrane. The transcript is spliced from 8 exons. Bases 58 to 1104 code for a protein of 348 amino acids. Gene Ontology annotation, molecular function: signaling receptor activity.
UUUAUACCUGUGUGGAGGAGAAGCACUGAGUGAAGGGCAGAAAACAAGAAAACAGAAAUGCCCUGCACUUGGAGAACUUCUGAUCUACAGCUGCUACUGAUUUUGACUGUCUUCUUAGUGCCUGAGUGCAUAAAUACAGGAGUGGAAGGUCCUGUCAUAGUAAGCAACUCAACUCAGCAAAUGGGCAAUUACAGUUUGGCUUCAUGUAUGGAUGACAAGCAAAAUGAUUCAAAACUUCUUCCAGAAGUUAACAUUUCCCUGCAUGUACUGGUGGGUACAAAGGCUGUGCUCUCUUGCCCUGAAAUCCUGCUGGACAACGUUUUGGUAACAACAUGGGAAAUAAUCCUCAGACACAAGCCUCUCUCCAUCAAAGCCUACAGGAGUGACCUAAAUGAGACCACGGAAGUAAACAGUACCGACAAGAGAAUAACCUGGGCCUUCAGACCUGACCAGAAUCCUGCCCUUCUAAUUUAUCCAGUGGCCCUCACUCAUGAUGGGUAUUACAGGUGUCAAAUGGCAACACCCAAUGGUAAUUUCCAUCGUGGAUAUAACCUCCAAGUGUUAGUGGCCCCUGAGGUGACUCUGUUUCGAAGAGAGAAUGGAACGACGGAGUGCAAGGCAGUUGCAGGAAAGCCAGCUGCUGAGAUCUUCUGGAUCCCAGAGGGCAACUGUGUUCCUCAUAAAAAAAACUGGGACAACGACACAGAGACUGUGUGGAGUACAUGCUACUGGGAAGAUAGCAAUGUCUCUACUGUGUUCUGCUUUGUCUCCCAUCAGACUGGCAACAAGAGUCUGUCCGUAGAGCUGAGUGAAGGUGCCUCCAAACCACAAAACAUAAGAAUGCUAUGUAUCAUUCUCUCUGUUUUUAUUAUCUUGGUCAUCAUGGGAUCCAUUUGGCUUUUGAAAAUCAGUGGCUGCAGAAAAUGUAAAUUGAAAAAAACAGAAGGUACUCCAGCUGAAGAGGAUGAAAUGCAGCCCUAUGCCAGCUACACGGAGAAGAAAAACCCACUCUAUGAUACUACAAACAGGGUGAAGACAUCUCAUGUGUUACAAAGUGAAGUUGAUGGGACAGGUCUCCAUGCUUUUUAUGUUACUGGACUCUAGCACUGGGAGAAAUGAAUCAAAAGACAGUACAGUUGCUGUUUUGAUUUUCUUAGAGUUCUAGAAAAGACCUAUUUUGAAAUUAUUUUCAAAGAUUCUUAGAAGACAGACGCAUUCUAAAGGAUUUGCAUUCAUAUUCUUACACAAUUGAAAUUUUAGAACAUUAGCUGCUACCAGCUAGUUCUCUGAAGAACUGAUAUAAUUACAAAGAAAGCACAUGCUCAUGACAAAAUAUUCAAGUUGUUCAGUACAGUAGAUAAUAAAAAAUGAGUUUCCUCAAGAAAUAACUGCAGAAGGAACAAUUAUCAAACUUUUUAUGUAUUCUUUCAGAAAAUUUCUAUGUGCAUAUGACAGAUCUAUGUAUGCCUACAGUAUAUGUGUACAUUUAUAUGUCUAAUUACAUAUAAAUACACAAAUGGGAACAUGCUAUAAUACUGUUCUGUGCUUACAGAAAGCUAAUAAUACAAUAUGUCUUAAAGGUCUUUUAUCUUUUAUCAACACAGAGCUACCUCAUUCUUUUUAUUGGCUACAUAAAAUUUCAUUGUAUGGUUGUGUCGUAAUUUAAGUAACCACAACUCUAGUGAUGGACAGUUAGAUUGUUUUAAGUUUUGUUUAUUUGCUUGUUUUGCUAUUACAAACAAUACCAUAUAGAAUGUUUGUUGUGGAUAUGUCUCUGUAUUUGUUUAAGUAUAUUUAUGGAGAAAUUUCCUUGUAUGGAAGUGCCAGGUCAAAGGGUUUGUGCAUUUUUGGUAUUGAUUGUUAUGUCAAAUUGUAUCAAUUUACAUUCCUUGCAACUGUGUUUAAAUGUGCCUUUCCCUAUACUGUUAUUUUAAUAUCUGUAAGAUUCCCACUUCUUAUUUUUAAUCAACUUUUUAACUAAUAUGAUAUAAAAUUAUAAUAAGAAUUAUACUAUUUAAUAAACCAAAUUUUUAUCUUUAAAAUAGCUUUUAGUCUAUUUGGAUGUAAAACUAAUACAGUGACAUUUGGCACAGGAUAUUUGACCAAAUUAUUUUGAUACCAUUUUGAGUUGGCCAAAAAACCAAUCCAUUUAGUUACCCAUAUAAAUAUUACCAAGUGGUGUGUGCAAUAGACAUCAUAACCCAGUUCUUGACCUUUUCUUAAUUUUUCAACCAUCCCUAGUUGAGAUGAGGCUCACAGUAAGCUAGUUAGCUAGUUUCAAGAAUAUCUGUUUAAAUAUUACUGAAAAACAAAACAAAACUGUAUUUACAUCUAACUUGAUAAUGUCAAAAUAGCCAUGUCAAAUGACACCAUAGAAAAUACUUUAAGAUGGUUUUUUAAAUGCUAAAUUAUAUUGUACAGGAAAAAAAUGUAUUAAAAGCUUCUACUACAGGGAUGCUAAAUGUGGUUAAACAUCAGAAUCAUGUAAGGAAAUAAAAAAUUACAGUAGUCCUCUUUAUCCAUGAGGGAUAUGUUCCAAGACCUCCAGUGGAUGACUGAAGCUGCGGCUAGUAGUGAACCCCAUAUAUGCUGUGUUUCUUUCCUAUACAUAUACAGUAAAAUCUUGGAUUGCGAGUAACGUGGUUUGUGAGUGUUCCACAAGACAA